Cinclus cinclus is the source of this 1566-nucleotide messenger RNA. It is a transcript of the gene SLC36A4, whose product is annotated as solute carrier family 36 member 4. The record is from RefSeq and is a predicted model, not a curated record. Gene Ontology annotation, cellular component: vacuolar membrane. Gene Ontology annotation, molecular function: L-alanine transmembrane transporter activity; L-proline transmembrane transporter activity. Gene Ontology annotation, biological process: L-alanine transport; amino acid transmembrane transport. Lineage: Eukaryota; Metazoa; Chordata; Aves; Passeriformes; Cinclidae.
AUGGUUCGCUCCCGCCGGGCGCGCGCCGCGCCGGCCGGCUCCACAUCGGCGGAAGGGCGAGCGGAGCCCGGAGGUGCGAUGGCCGGCGCGGGCAGAGAGGAGCUGGGCAUGGAAGUAAUGAAGCCUUUAAUUGAUGAAGAAGACUCAGAUGGCAUCUCAGAUGAAGAGCAUGAAAAUACUUUCCUGCCAGUUAAGACGCACUACCAGCUUGAUAAUGAAGAAGGCAUUACGUUUGUGCAAACACUGACUCACCUCCUCAAGGGAAACAUUGGGACUGGGCUUCUUGGUCUUCCGCUUGCAAUAAAAAAUGCUGGCAUUGUGGUUGGACCAAUCAGCCUUGUGUUCAUAGGAUUUAUAUCUGUUCACUGUAUGCACAUCUUGGUACGUUGCAGCCACAGUCUAUGUCAGAGGAUGAAGAAGUCCUCCCUGGGGUAUAGUGAUACAGUUAGCUGUGCAAUGGAAGUGGGACCCAUGACUGCUCUUCAGAAACGAGCUUCUUGGGGCCGGUAUAUUGUGGACUUUUUCCUAGUGGUAACACAGCUGGGAUUUUGUGGCGUUUAUGUUGUGUUCUUGGCAGAAAAUGUGAAGCAAGUCCAUGAAGGAUUCUUGGAAAGUAAGAUUGCUCCCAUGAACAUUAGUGCCACUAGCAGCUCUUCUGAGAAAAGGAAUACUGAUUUACGAAUAUACAUGCUGUGCUUCCUGCCAUUCCUGGUCCUCCUUGUCUUCAUUCGUGACCUUAAGAGCCUGUCCUUGCUUUCAUUGCUUGCCAAUUUGUCCAUGGCUGUCAGCCUGGUGAUUAUUUACCAGUAUAUUGUUAGAGAUCUAGCAGAUCCUCGAAAACUGCCUCCUGUGGUUGGCUGGAAGAAAUACCCACUGUUUUUUGGGACUGCAGUGUUUGCUUUUGAAGGAAUUGGUGUGGUGCUGCCAUUGGAAAACAGAAUGAAGGAUGCCACACGUUUCCCCCUGGCAUUGAACAUUGGGAUGGGAAUAGUCAUGGCAUUGUACAUCUCACUGGCCACCUUAGGGUAUCUGCGCUUUGGGGAUGAAAUCAAAGGCAGCAUAACUUUAAAUCUGCCACAGGAUAAGUGGUUGUAUCAGUCUGUAAAAAUUCUGUACUCCUUUGGGAUUUUCGUGACAUAUUCGAUUCAGUUCUACGUCCCUGCAGAGAUUCUCAUUCCAGUUGUCACCUCCAGAGUGAGGCAGAAGUGGAAGUUACUCAGUGAGCUUGUGGCAAGAGCACUAUUGGUCUGCUCAACCUGUGCUGUAGCAGUUCUGAUCCCUCGCCUAGACCUGGUGAUUUCUUUCGUUGGAGCUGUCAGCAGCAGCACUCUGGGACUGAUUCUGCCACCUCUGGUUGAAAUUCUCACUUUCUACAAGGAAAACCUAAGUUUAUGGACAAUAUUUAAAGAUGUUUUUAUAGCUGUUGUUGGAUUUGUUGGAUUUUUAACAGGGACAUAUGUGACGGUUGAAGAAAUAAUUUAUCCUGCAUCCACAGUUCUUGCUAAUGCAACAGGGAGCUUUCCUGCAGAUUUGAAUGCUACAGACUUGGUGGUUGGGUUAAAGUAA